UAUAAUAGCUUGACAUUUUGAUGGAUGACAAAUAAAAAAUGUAAAUGAUUAUUCAUUUUAAUAAUAAUACAUCGUCGGUCGUCAUCGUUCUUUCUGUCACACCGUCCCCCCCGCGCCAUUUAUUAACGUGCGAUUACGAAUUUUAUCCGCAAAACUUUCGAUUACCAACAAUGUUCGUAAUAUCAUUAUGUUCCCAUCGGACCCGUCCUAGUAAAGACGUCAAAUGUUGAUCCGCAUAAAUGUUUUCCUGGCAUUGGUAAUAGGCGGUGGCCUGCUGUCGUUGGGAAUUAUCUAUUGCCUUACAUCAAAUAAUGAUAUCCCUAAACAAGAAUUUCAACUAUCAAGCAAUAAAGAGUCUCAGCUAUUUGGAUCUGCUGAAUCUGAAUUCAAUAUACAUCUUAUUAAUAAGUUGAAAAAGGACCUGGCUAUGGCAAAUGAAAAAAUAGAACAACUUGAAAACAAAAUGCAAGGAUUUGAAGAACGUAUUAGAAAGCCUUAUCCUAAUGUCAAAUAUCUAAACUACCGUUCAAAAAAACGUAUUUUGGUUACUGGUGGUGCUGGUUUUGUUGGAUCUCAUUUGGUUGAUAAAUUGAUGAAAGCUGGCCAUGACAUUACUGUUGUAGAUAAUUUUUUUACUGGUGUUAAAGCCAAUGUCGAACAGUGGAUUGGUCAUGCUAACUUUGAGUUAAUUCAUCAAGACAUAGUCAAUCCUCUCUUUGUUGAAGUAGAUGAGAUUUAUCAUUUAGCUUCACCUGCAUCACCUCCACAUUACAUGUUCAACCCAGUAAAAACAAUUAAAACUAACACAAUAGGAACAAUUAAUAUGUUAGGAUUGGCGAAGCGAGUUGGUGCCAAAGUCUUAAUAGCCAGCACUUCUGAAGUCUAUGGUGAUCCUGAAGUACAUCCACAACCAGAAACUUAUUGGGGACAUGUCAAUCCAAUUGGUCCACGUGCUUGUUAUGAUGAAGGUAAAAGAGUUUCAGAAACAUUGAGUUAUGCUUAUGCAAAGCAUGAAAAAGUAUCUGUACGUGUUGCCAGAAUAUUUAAUACUCAUGGACCUCGAAUGCAUAUGAAUGACGGACGAGUAGUUUCCAACUUUAUAUUGCAAGCUCUCCGAAAUGAGCCAAUUACCGUGUAUGGUAGAGGUAAUCAAACACGAUCAUUUCAGUAUGUAUCUGAUCUAGUUGAUGGAUUGAUUGCUUUAAUGGAUUCCAAUUAUACUCAGCCAGUCAAUCUUGGAAAUCCUACUGAACAUACUAUUAAUGAAUUUGCUGUAAUAAUAAAAGGACUGGUUGGUGGAAAAAGUAAAGUAAUCACAACACCUGCUGUAGAAGAUGACCCUCAAAGAAGAAAACCUGAUAUUACAAGAGCAAUGACUUAUUUAAAUUGGAAACCUAAGGUAUAUUAUAUGGUUUUGUAAUUUGUAUUAAAAUAU
Molecule: messenger RNA, 1435 nt
Organism: Melanaphis sacchari
Lineage: Eukaryota; Metazoa; Arthropoda; Insecta; Hemiptera; Aphididae
Gene: Uxs
Product: UDP-glucuronic acid decarboxylase 1
Exons: 7
Coding region: 224-1420 (398 amino acids)
Biological process (GO): D-xylose metabolic process
Cellular component (GO): cytoplasm
Molecular function (GO): UDP-glucuronate decarboxylase activity; NAD+ binding
Source: RefSeq, a predicted model, not a curated record